Messenger RNA from Octopus sinensis (East Asian common octopus), 1245 nucleotides. RefSeq lists its product as uncharacterized. The transcript is spliced from 3 exons. The coding region runs from base 418 to 1152 and encodes 244 amino acids. Lineage: Eukaryota; Metazoa; Mollusca; Cephalopoda; Octopoda; Octopodidae. Gene Ontology annotation, biological process: regulation of DNA-templated transcription. Gene Ontology annotation, molecular function: DNA-binding transcription factor activity. Gene Ontology annotation, cellular component: nucleus. The record is from RefSeq and is a predicted model, not a curated record.
ACAAACGACACUACUACUACUACGACUACGAAUGAUAAUGAUAAUAAUAAUAAUGAUAAUAAAAGUAAUACAAAUAUAACGGUAGAUACGCCAACAACACCGUCGCCCCCUUCGUUCUCAUCAGUAGUAGCACAUCGGUAUAAACACUACCACCACCACCACCACCAUUGCUCACAACCAACACUACCACCACCAUCAUCAGCCAUUGUUACAACCACCACCGUCGCCGCCGCCACUAUUAUUAUUACUAUUACUACCACUGCUACUAUUAUUACUACUACUACUACUAUCAGCAGCAACAGUGGGCAUAUGAACAACAACAACAACAACAGCAGCAGUAAUAGAUAUUGAACAGUGAGAGAAGCGAUGUGAUGAAGAAUUAUGCUCGUAGAAUCUUGAUUAAAUGUUUAUCUUCUAAUGAGUGAUCCGGAAUUUAAUCUAACCACACAUAUACAAGACGAGGAAGCAAGAAUUAAGAAAAUGUCUGCCGAAAGGCCAGUGAAACGAGCUGGUAGAAGAGGCAGAAAACCUUCCAAGAUUGACCAGAAGGCUCGGCUAGAAAGAAGCCGGCAGAGUGCAAGAGAAUGUCGAGCAAGGAAGAAACUGCGUUACCAAUAUCUGGAAGAACUUGUUGUUUUACGAGAAAGGUCGAUAUUUUCGUUACGGGAUGAACUUGAGCGGCUCAGACAGUGGUGUACUCAAAUGGACAAUGGCCACAUUCCUGCAGGUCUCCAAGAUAUGUUCCUCGCUCAAUCUUCAACGUCAAAGUCAAAUACUUCAGAAUACACACCUGUCAACAGUAACUUACAGACUCCAAAGACUGUGCCUUGUGUUUCGGGGCCACCAAAUAAGAAUAUACCUCCCCUAAACCACACUGUAUCUAUACCUGAAGAGUUUCAAAUUUCCCAAAUGGUAAUGCCCCACGAAGAGGUUAAUUAUAUUAAGACAGAGAACUACCACCAUAUGCAGCAUCCACCUGUAACGUUUGCCAGCUCCAACUGCCUUAUGUCAUCCAUUCCAUGUACACCAGAUUUUUGUACCAGCAGCUUCAACCAGCCUUAUAACAAACAUAUGUACUGUAACCAGCAAAUGUCUUUCCCUGUUCAGAAUUUCAAAUACCCUGCAUUGCUUCCGACACAUUUGGAACAAUAAGUUUUGCAAAAGUUUACUAUGACAAAUACUCAGAGUUAUUUUGAACGAAGUGAACUUAAAAUUUUUGUGCCUUUAUAUGUAUACAUACAUAGU